This is a messenger RNA of Scleropages formosus (Asian bonytongue), 2177 nucleotides long. RefSeq names its product component of oligomeric golgi complex 8 (gene cog8). The coding region runs from base 264 to 2066 and encodes 600 amino acids. Gene Ontology annotation, cellular component: COG complex. Lineage: Eukaryota; Metazoa; Chordata; Actinopteri; Osteoglossiformes; Osteoglossidae. The transcript has 5 exons. Gene Ontology annotation, biological process: intra-Golgi vesicle-mediated transport. The record is from RefSeq and is a predicted model, not a curated record.
GGCGGAAACGGAUGUCCCCUAUGUUUUACGUCACAGGAUCUGAGUGCGGAAGUGCCAGAAGGCGGAAAUCUAAACGUCACAAUCUUGUGUGCAUAUCUUAAUACCGGCAGCUAUAGGACUGAUCUACUACAUUAAAUAUAUGAUCAUGUUUAAAACACGCGAUGUCUAAAGAUCACUACAUAUUUGAUGUCAUAAUAAUAUAUUUUACUACUAAUGCAUGCAAACUUUAACUGAGGUUGCAGUUCAGUUCUGACCUUAGCAAGAUGGCGACUGUGGACGUGGAAGACGAGAGCAUCUUGGCGUCUAUUUUCAAAGACAGCUUUCCCGACAACUGGCGGGAGAACCCGGAUUUCGCAGCCUACCUGUCGGAACUGAGUUCGUACGGCGUGGAAAAGCUGAACCGUGAGCCGGAGAGGCUGGCCGAGGAGCGGGCCCAGAUCCUGCAGCAGACCCGGGAACUCGCUUUCUCCAACUACAAGACGUUCAUCCGCACGGCCGAGUGCACCGAGGAGAUCUACCGGGACUUCGGCCGCGUCGAGAGCUGCGUCUCCAGGCUGCUCGACAAGCUGCCCGGCUUCGGGGAAAGAUGCAGGGGUUUCAUCAAGGAGGCCGAAGAGAUCGCGGUGAGCCGGCGCAUGAACAGCCUGACGCUGAACCGCCACACGGAGAUUCUGGAGGUGCUGGAGAUCCCGCAGCUGAUGGACACCUGCGUCCGAAACGGCUACUACGAGGAGGCGCUGGAGCUGGCAGCCUAUGUGAAGAGGCUGGAGAAGAAGCACUCGUCCCUGCCCGUCAUCCAGGGCAUUGUGCAUGAAGUGCGUCAGUCCGCACAGCUCAUGCUGAACCAGCUCCUGCAGCAGUUGCGCAGCAACGCCCAGCUCCCCGUGUGCCUUCGCGUCAUUGGCUACCUGAGGAGGAUGGACGUGUUUACGGAGGCAGAGCUCAGGGUGAAGUUCUUGCAGACGCGUGGCAGCUGGCUGCGCUCCAUCCUGGAUGCCGUACCUAACAACGACCCAUACUUGCAUAUCACCAAGACCAUCGAAGCCUGCCGCGUGCACCUCUUUGACAUCAUCACACAGUACCGCGCAAUCUUCUCAGAUGAAGACCCCCUCCUGCCUCCGGGGGGACAGGCAGUGAACGAGAGUGCCAUCUUCCACGGCUGGGUGGUGCAGAAGGUAGCAGAGUUCCUUGAAACCCUGGACAGGGACCUACAGCGUGGGGUCGGUGCUCGUCUAGACUCCCUGCUGGGUCAGUGCAUGUACUUUGGACUGUCCUUCAGCCGGGUUGGGGCAGACUUCCGUGGGCAGUUGGCCCCCAUGUUCCAGCGGGUCGCCUUGGAAACUUUCCGCCGGGCAGUGGACGAAGGCGUGGAGAAGUUUCAAGACGAUAUGAACCAUUAUACACUCAUCUCAUUGCCAACCAUGUUGAGCAGCACACUCCCACCAGUUCCCCCCACCACACAACCUGGCACACUGCAGCCCCCCAUGGCCCUCCUGGACUUCCCUCCCUUGGCCUGUUUCCUCAACAAUGUCCUCACUGCCUUCAAUGACCUGCGCUUGUGCUGUCCCAUCGCCUUGGUCCAGGAGGUUACGAAGUGCCUGGAAGAUGCUCUCCUCAAGGUGACCAAGCUGAUUCUGGUGUUCCACCGAGCCGAGGAGACGGCCUUCAGCAGCCGGGAGCGUGAGCUCUUUGUCCAGUUCUGCUGCGCCUUCGCCGAGGACAUGGUUCCAUUCCUGAACCGUUGCCUGCAAGUGCUCUUCCCCCCUGCGCAGCUUGCCCCCCUGCUGGGUGUACCUGCAACGCAGAUCAGCAAGGGUGGGAGUCUGGGGUGCAUCAGCCUAAGUGCAGUGCUGACUCCCCUGGACUUCGUGUUGCCCAAGAGAGAGACAGAAGCCUCCAUUCCUGACCUGAGCUCUCUCAUGACCCCUGACCUUGGGUCUGAAGUACAACCCAAGUCCAGACUCCCAGAUGUCCCCCCAGUAGUCCUUGGGCCCUCUGAGGUUGAGACAGACCCAGUGGCAGGAGCUACAGCCUCUGUGAAGGCAAAGUCUGACCUGACAGGGUGAUUCUUCAGUGGACUGAAAACACCAUGGCAAUAUGUCACUACACCGUUGGGUCCAUGAGCUUUAUUUAUCUAUGGGGUAACCAAUUUGGGAUUGUCACUCAGACAGUGAGUG